AUGCAUUUGUUUCUUGGCUGGCGUGCAAUGGAAGAUCGAAUUGGUUCAAUAGCAUAUACAUUUGAACGUGUUUUAUGGGGUGAUAGUCGUGCUCGACAUACAUUUUUAAUUGCAUGUUCUGAUGAACAUCCACUAACCUUAAUUGAAAUCGAUGUGGGCAAUCGUGAAAGAGGUAUUAAAAAAGGUAUGAAAUUAAAAAUUGCUGAAUUAGAAGAAAUACCAAAUUCAGUAACAAAACUUGAAUUAAUUGGUGAAACAACAUCACCAACAGCAUUACAACAACUUAUUCAAAAUGCACAAACUUAUGUACAAGAACAUCCUAAUUAUCAUGUCUUAUUGAAUAAUUGUCGAACAUUUGUUGAAUCUCUUAUUGAUGAAAUACCUGAAUUUCGAAAUUCUAUACCACGUAAAAAAGGUUCAAUACUUGAAUAUUAUCAUUCACAAGCAAAACAUGAACAUCCUGGAGCAUUAGUCAAAAGUAAACAAUUAUUGAAAGAUGUUCGUGAUGUUCAUCGUCAUAAUAGACAGUAUAAGUACACUAGUAAAUUAGUAUUAAACAUAGAAUUACCAACACUAGAUGUAGAUAUUAAUACUGAUAUUAUUGAAACACUCACCGCACUUGACCUCUCUGGAAAUGGAAUCGGUGAUGUUGGAGCACAAUAUUUGGGUGAUGCAUUAAAGCACAACACAACACUCACCACACUAGUUCUCUUCAGGAAUGAAAUCGGAGAUCUUGGAGCACAACGUUUGGGUGAUUCAUUGAAACACAAUACAACACUCACCACACUAGAUCUCUCAUGGAAUAAAAUCCGUGAUGCUGGUGCACAAGCUUUGGGUGAUGGAUUGCAUCACAACACAACACUCACCGCACUAGAUCUCUCGUGGACUAACAUCCGUGAUGUUGGAGCACAAUCUUUGGGUGAUGCAUUAAAGGCAUCAUCAGAAAAACAUUUUGUAUAA
This is a messenger RNA of Adineta steineri, 960 nucleotides long. The record is from the annotation of a GenBank genome assembly. Lineage: Eukaryota; Metazoa; Rotifera; Eurotatoria; Adinetida; Adinetidae.